Messenger RNA from Cryptosporidium muris RN66, 1401 nucleotides. RefSeq lists its product as uncharacterized. The transcript has a single exon. NCBI's taxonomy places the organism in Eukaryota, Apicomplexa, Conoidasida, Eucoccidiorida, Cryptosporidiidae. The record is from RefSeq and is a predicted model, not a curated record. The coding region runs from base 1 to 1401 and encodes 466 amino acids.
AUGAUUGGGGUAAAUAGUAGCAUCUCUACAGGUGUGGCAUCUUUUAGUAGAGAUCUAAGUAGCCUUCCAGGGACUUCAUUUAUUCCUGCAAAAGCCGGAUCACCCCAGAAGUCUCCCAGUAAAUUAUAUGGAGUAAUUCAGGCCCCUAGAGCUACAUCUAUCCGUGUUAUGUUGCCUGUUCGUGAUAUUGGAGACUUGACAAUUGUAACAUAUGAGCAUCAAGCUUUUGUAGGAUGCGGUGGAUCUUUGAGAUUCUUUCUUUUGGGAAAACAGGUAAAGCAUAGAUUCAUUAAUGUUCCAGUAGAUAAAGAUAAUCCUAUUCCAGAGUAUAUUGAAUCAUCAAAAGUACCAUUAGGAGAGCUUCCAAUUAUCAAGUUAGGAGACCUCGUUAUUUUUGAUGAAAUACCCUGUUUAAGAUUUCUUGCUAAAAAACUUGGUGAAUAUGGGCGUAAUUAUUAUAUUGACUUUGUUAUAGAUGAUGUUGUUAUGCGGUGUAAUCGUUGGAGAGAUAUUUUAAUGGAUCUGAUCCUUUCGUCUAAUAAUUGUGUGUUGGCUGCUUCUACAAAUUUAGAUAAAAGUGAAGGCCCUUAUUCUUUAAAUAAUGCAGAAAAUUCUGGAGGUUCUGCAAUAUCUUCCUUGGAAGGUUACAAGCAGCUGAGAGAACAACUUUACACUGAAUUUGAAGUUCUUAUAACAAGUAUUGGUGAAAAGGAGGGAUCUUAUAUCGCAGACAAAGACAAGCCAAUGAUUUGUGACUUUGCCUUAUUUUCUGUAUUAUUUGAUGAUAUAAGCCUCUCAGAUAUUUCCUCAGAUUCGAUGUUCCAGAGAGUAGAGCUAUUACCAGAUAACUGUUUAAUUCAUCAAUUUCCCCGUUUGAAGUCAUUAUUUUUGGCUAUGUCAGAACUUCCAUUAGUUAACCAGUGGAUAAAGGGGAAAUAUUUCAUACAAUCAAAUAUUGAUAAAGCUGCUAACAAAGAUUCUAGUGAGAAUGCUGCAGCUUCCACAUUUCCUUUGCAGUCUUCCAUCGUUGGAAGUCAACAGCCAAAUCAUUCUCUAUAUUCUUUGGGAGCAGGGAAUGGAAUAGCAAGUCCAGGAGCAUUUUCAAUUUAUCAGUCGUCUCAUCCUUUAAAUCCUCCAAUUCCAAGAUUUCAAUAUCCUAUGAUCCCCUAUAUGUCAAAUCAGGGAUUAGUACAAGCAAGUGCUGGAGUUAGAUUUGCUUUUCCUGGAGCUGGUUUACCUAUCAAUAAUCAGCAAAUACCGGUGAUUCAAGCUAACAGUAGUUUCAUAAAUCCACACUUUGCACCUCAGCUAAAUCCAAGUUUGAUUCAUCCAUUUCCUAUUUAUCAGACAAAUCUGGGAUCUCCUUGUAAUAGAAUGAGCCCAUCACAGAGUUUCACUUAA